Messenger RNA from Phoenix dactylifera (date palm), 2891 nucleotides. RefSeq names its product Pentatricopeptide repeat (PPR) superfamily protein. Lineage: Eukaryota; Viridiplantae; Streptophyta; Magnoliopsida; Arecales; Arecaceae. Gene Ontology annotation, molecular function: protein binding; RNA binding. The record is from RefSeq and is a predicted model, not a curated record. Gene Ontology annotation, biological process: RNA modification.
CUCCCAUGUGAAUGUGUCUAACCAUCAGGAAUACACACUUCACUUCUGAGUGCUCAUCCAUAUAUCUUGUACAAGUGGGCUGGCGCUAGCCGUCUUUACCUUAAAUCUAUUCUAUCACUGUAGACGAAUCACCUUCCGAGGGCUACUCGGUCAGCUCUCGGCACUCACCGUAAAUUGUGCAUGGACGGAUUAUAAAUUUAGCAACCAACCAGCAAAGCUCACAGUGCCAGGGCAUUUUCCGGGUCACGGAAAGCCUUGCCGGAGCUCAUGAUAAGAAAAUCCGGCAACAAACGACCCCAAACAGGAAUAUGGCAGCGGUGUCGGAGCCUCCGCGCUCUCAAGCAAAUCCACGCCCUCAUGGUCGUACGAGGCUUCCUCGCCCACCCCUCCGCCCUUCGAGAGCUCCUUUUCUCCUCCGCCGUCUCCGUCCCCGGUGCUAUGCCCUACGCCCGCCGCCUGUUCGACCAAAUCCCCCACCCGGACCUCUUCAUGUGGAACACCAUCAUCCGCGGCGCCGCCCACACCCCCACACCUAUUGACGCCAUCUCCCUCUACGCCCGGAUGGAGAGGGGUGGCACCUGGCCCAACAAGCUCACCUUCCCCUUCCUCCUCAGGGCCUGCACCAAGCUCUCCUCGGCCUCCACCGGCGCCCAAUUCCACGCCAAGAUCGUUAAAUUUGGCCUGGAAUCCGAUGCCUUCGUCAGGAACGCCCUCAUUAACUUGCACGCCAAUUGUGGGGACCUGGCGGUGGCUGCUGCUCUAUUCGACGGCCCUGCAAGACGGGAUGUUGUCGCGUGGUCCGCUCUGAUUGCCGGCUAUGCAAGGAGAGGCGAACUGGACGUUGCCCGUCAGCUGUUCGACGAGACCCCGUCAAAAGACUUGGUCUCCUGGAAUGUCAUGAUCACUGGUUAUGCGAAGCAAGGUGAGAUGGCGAGGGCUCAGGAGUUGUUUGAUCGAGUCCCGGAGAGGGAUGUCGUGUCAUGGAAUGCGAUGAUCGCUGGGUAUGUGCAGUGUGGAUCACAAAUGCAGGCGAUGGAGGUGUUUGAUCAGAUGUGUCGGGCAGGAGAACGGCCUGACGAGGUCACCAUGUUGAGCUCACUGUCAGCUUGUGCCGACUCUGGGGCUCUUGAUUUUGGGCAGAGGAUACACCACUCUCUUCUGAAGAUGUGUUCGAGAAGUGGCUUGAGUGUAGUUACUGGGAAUGCACUGAUAGAUAUGUAUGCAAAGUGUGGGAGCAUAGAGGGAGCCAUGGAGGUCUUUAGAGGCAUGAGGGAGAGGGAUGUUUCUACUUGGAAUUCAAUCAUUGGAGGGUUAGCUUUCCAUGGGCACAGCAAAGAAUCCGUGUUUCUGUUCAAAGAUAUGCUCAGAGAGAAGGUGAGGCCGGAUGAGAUCACUUUUGUUGCUGUCUUGGUUGGUUGCAGUCAUGGUGGGUUGGUCAAAGAGGGCAGGGAAUACUUCUCCCUCAUGCAAAAUGAGUAUGCGAUCGAGCCAAAUAUUAAGCAUUAUGGGUGUAUGGUGGACAUGCUGGGACGCGCUGGCCUACUGGAAGAGGCAUUCAAAUUUGUGGAUGCUAUGAAGAUUGAGCCAAAUCCUAUUGUGUGGAGGACAUUGCUUGGAGCUUGUAGGAUCCAUGGGAAUGUCGAGUUGGGAGAGCGUGCAAAUGAACAACUUCUAAAGAUGAGACAUGAUGCAAGUGGGGAGUAUGUGCUGCUCUCCAACAUAUAUGCUUCAAUGGGGGAGUGGAAUGGAGCAGAGAAGGUGAGGAAGUUGAUGGAUCACAGAGGAAUCACCAAGGAGGCUGGCUGGGCUUUAAUUGAGGCAGAUGGUAAAGAGCUGAUGCACUUCUUGUUGCAGCCAGCGACUGUUUCGAGAUUGAAAGGAACUGCUCGAUGACUAUUGGUACAACUUUAUAAUCAGGAUUCCUUCAGUUUGGAUUUUCUGAAAUGUAUCCAGGGGAAUUGUUAGUCUGGAACACUCAUUGACCAUAACAAGGAUUGCUGCCAAUAUAUAGGAGCCAAUGCAAGGAAGUACCUAACAUUUUGAGGUCGAGAUAUGGUUGCGGACAGAUCAGGCCACCCUGGUUUUAAUACUGUCUAUGGAUAUUGAUCUAUGAGCCUUAUUCCACAGAAGCAGCGCCAUGCUCAGUCAGAUUGUUUCAAUUGCCAACCCCCAGGCAUGCAGCUCCAUGUACUCAGGAAUUUGAUGAUAUGAAAGAUGCCAAUAUAGUGUCAUGGAAGCUUAAUGAUACCAGAAUUCAGCAUGCAUGUUGUACCUGGAUAAAAUGAUUGGCCUCAAACGUGGAAAUUUGGAAUUGGAAGAGACUGGGGGAUGCUUUUUGCCUAUAGUUAAGGAACCAACAUCAUUCAACUGACUCAAAGACUGUGCACAGGAAAUUUUCUUCUGCUCGUUCUCCUGCCAUUCCUUGCGUGCUGCUUCUAUCUUUGCAUGGACGCCACCAUGGAAACCAGGAUAGAGUUCAUAACCAAAGAAUUUUUUGAGUACCGGGACAUCAAACGGGAAUUAAACCUGCAAAAUAGAGCCUUGCAAAUUAGAGAACAUUGGUGAUUACCUCAAGGAACACAGAAGGGAGCCAUCAGUAGGGCUUGAGGAAGGUUGUCUCAAAGAGAUGGAGCUCGUUUCUGCGAAAGAUGGAAGACCAUGAACCAAAUCAAUCUAAUCAAAAAUUACAUUUCCAAUCGCAACAUUUUAGAAGAUCGCCAUUGUCCUAGUUGUGGUUACCUCAAAUAUUCCAUGGCCUAAAAGUUGUCGAGUCUAGCAAACUGAGCUGCAAGAAUAAACUUCGAGGAAAUGUUGUUGUUACCAUUAGGAUCUAAUCUCAAACAGGUACUAACUUUUACAUUGUGAUAAAUCCAUGCUGAAGAAUUCCUAUA